Molecule: messenger RNA, 1186 nt
Organism: Liolophura sinensis
Lineage: Eukaryota; Metazoa; Mollusca; Polyplacophora; Chitonida; Chitonidae
Product: U6 snRNA-associated Sm-like protein LSm4
Exons: 5
Coding region: 116-508 (130 amino acids)
Biological process (GO): mRNA splicing, via spliceosome; nuclear-transcribed mRNA catabolic process
Molecular function (GO): RNA binding
Source: RefSeq, a predicted model, not a curated record
AACGACUACCAACAACCUACACGUGCGUUUUGUUUUCGACAAGCUGAAUCGAAAGCGAAGUGUCGAAUAUUGUGUGUUUGCAUACCGCUCAAAGAUUUGAAACAAAUUUCCAGUGAUGUUACCUCUUUCAUUGUUGCGAACAGCAGUAAACCACCCAAUGUUGGUGGAGUUAAAGAAUGGAGAAACCUACAAUGGUCAUCUUGUCAGUUGUGAUAACUGGAUGAAUAUUAACUUAAGAGAAGUGAUCUGCACAUCCAGGGAUGGAGACAGGUUUUGGAGAAUGCCAGAGUGUUACAUCAGAGGUAGCACAAUCAAAUAUCUCCGAAUACCUGAUGAAGUGAUUGAUAUGGUAAAAGAGGAGGUCAUAAUGAAGUCUAAAGGUCGUGGAGAGGGCAGAGGUCGUGGAGGUCAGAGAGGACGGGGAGGUAGAGGGGCCUUCGGAGGCCGGGGAGGAGGAAGAGGGGGACGAGGUGGGCCUCCUCGGCAGGGCAAAGGUCGGGGAGACUAGGGAUUAGAGGUCACCAUCACCUUUUGCUAUGUUCAUCAUCAUCAUCAACUUUGUGUGUGAACAAUAACCAGGGAGCCAGGAUUCUCAGAGCUAGAGGAUGAGAUGAGCUGUGGUCAAGCAUGCUGUGGGUGAAGAACAGGUCACUGACUGUAUGAGAGCCAGAAUCUUGGAUGUCUCAAGACAAGAACAUGGUUCAAAGAAAGACUGCCUUUGGAAGGAUGAACUUUGUGUGGAAAUUUCUCUUUGAUGGUGCAGACAUUCUGGGUAGAAAGCAACAGGUGCAGGAUCGGGUGUUGGGUUUGUGGGAUGAGCAAGGGGUAGGGGGCUGUUGUUGUGCGUGAUCCAUGUAGCUUGUACCUGUAUAUUCCGCAAAUUGAACCCUACACCAGAAAAGUACCCAUGUACUCAUUUUUUUUUUGAAGAGAAUAUCAUUUGUUUUUUUUUGAAAGAAUGUUGCAGACAUUUUGUUUAGCAAUUAUUUAUUCCUUUUGCUCGGUGCAAAUGAGAUAUGUUUCAAAAAAAUAAGUUCAUAUGAAAACAAAACGGAAGUGAAUUACCACAAAGUAAUAUUGUAUACUUUAUGUUCUUUGAGUAUCUUUGUUCAAGAUUUCUAGGCAGCAUUCAAAGCAAAAGACUAGAAAUGAAGAAAUUGUGCAACUUUUGUGUUGAGGUAAUGUU